Messenger RNA from Solanum tuberosum (potato), 2639 nucleotides. RefSeq lists its product as uncharacterized. The record is from RefSeq and is a predicted model, not a curated record. Gene Ontology annotation, cellular component: chloroplast; cytoplasm. The transcript is spliced from 8 exons. The coding region runs from base 616 to 2124 and encodes 502 amino acids. Lineage: Eukaryota; Viridiplantae; Streptophyta; Magnoliopsida; Solanales; Solanaceae.
UCUCUUCCAUCUCUGUCAUUUUCUUCCUUAGAUCCUGCUACUUCAAGAUACUGUACAAGUUUUUAUCUUUUUACAGAGAAAAAAGUUUUCAGAAAAUUCAUUAAAAGCAUUUUUUUUUUCAGAUUUAAAGCAUAUUGACUAUUGUCCCUACUACAGCUUUCUCCUUGUGCUACAUUCUUGACACCCCUAAAAAAAAUUAAUUAAUUUCAUCACCGCUUCUCAUCUUUUACUUCUUCAUAGAUUUCCCAUUUUCCCCAUUUCUUGGUUUUGCUCAAAGUUGAGAUUUUUUUUCCAUAUUGGAUGUUGAAAAGUUCAGUUUUUUUUCAUUUUGGGUUUGAAUUUUUUUGUCAAUCUGGGGUUAUAAUUUUCCAUUUUCCUCAUUUCUUGGUUUUGCUCCAAAGUUGAGAUCUUUUUCCAUAUUGGGUGUUGAAAAGUUUAAAUUUUUAGUCAAUCUGGGGUGAUAAUUUCUCAUUUUCCAAUGUGGUUUGAGUUUUGAUGCAAUUGGGUAUUACCUUAACAUGCAUGUACAUAUGAGGAAUUUGUGUAUGAAGAGAUUUGAGGGGUUUGGUGAUUUGGGGUUGAAGUAUUGGCUAUGAAGAGUGAAGAGGAGGUAAAAUGGAGGUUAGAUCCGAGAGUGAGGUUGUUAGAAGUGAGAAAGUACUACCAUUACAAGCGCAGAUGAUACAGAGGACUAGAUUAAAAGUUUUGUUUAUAAGGGUUUGUUCCAGCAUUUUGAUAUGGACAUGUUUGGUUCAGCUUAUUGCUGUUUGGGAGCUUUAUAAUCCACGUUGGUUUUCGGGUUUUACUGGUUAUACUACUAAGAUGUCUGUUCAUGUUGAAGAGACUUUGCUUUCUCCUUUGCCUCUUCUUCCACCUAGAAAUUAUACAAAUAAUGGGUUUCUUCAAGUGUCCUGCAAUGGUGGCUUGAAUCAAAUGCGUGCAGCCAUCUGUGACAUGGUGACUAUUGCACGUCUUUUAAAUCUAACUUUGGUUGUCCCAGAGCUUGAUAAAACAUCUUUCUGGGCAGAUCCUAGCAAUUUUGAUGAUAUUUUUGAUGUGAGACACUUCAUUGAUUCACUAAGAGAUGAAGUUCGGAUAAUAAAGAGACUGCCAAAGAGGUUCAGCAGGAGGUAUGGAUACCAACUGCUAGAAAUGCCUCCUGUUAGCUGGUCAAAUGAAAAGUACUACUUGCAACAGAUUCUGCCUCUCUUCAGCAAGCAUCAAGUAAUACAUUUCAACAGAACAGAUACUAGGCUAGCAAACAAUGGGAUUCCUCUUGAGCUUCAAAAACUCAGAUGUCGUGUGAAUUUCCAGGCAUUGAAAUUCACUCCAGAUAUUGAGGCUUUGGGAGAAAAAUUGGUACGAAUGCUUCAGGAGAGAGGGCCAUUUGUAGCAUUGCAUCUAAGAUAUGAGAUGGAUAUGUUGGCAUUCUCUGGUUGCACCCAUGGCUGCACUGAGGAGGAAGCUGAGGAGCUCAAACGGUUAAGGUAUGCAUUCCCUUGGUGGAGGGAGAAAGAAAUUGUAUCUGAGGAGAAGAGAUCUCAAGGAUUGUGUCCUCUCACCCCAGAAGAGGCAGCUUUGAUUUUGCAAGCGUUGGGUUUUGAUAAAGAUAUACAAAUAUAUAUUGCAUCUGGUGACAUUUAUGGAGGUGAACGUAGGCUUGCUUCUUUGAGAGCUGCCUUCCCAAAAAUUGUGAAAAAGGACAUGCUGCUAAAACCUGGGGAAUUGCAGCAUUUCCAGAAUCAUUCAUCUCAGAUGGCAGCCCUGGAUUUCAUCGUUUCAACUGCUAGUAAUGUAUUUGUUCCCACUUAUGAUGGGAACAUGGCUAAAGUUGUUGAAGGUCAUCGUAGGUAUCUUGGGUUUAAGAAAACCAUUCGAUUGUAUCGAAAAAAACUGGUAGAGUUAUUAGAUUUGCAUCAGAACGGAACACUUACAUGGGAUGAGUUUACAGCUACAGUCCGGCAAUCACAUGAGGGACGAAUGGGACAACUGGCUCGACGCAGAGUCAUUGCAGACAAACCAAAAGAAGAAGAUUAUUUUUAUGCAAAUCCACAGGAGUGUCUGUGUGAGAGUAAAACCUGUGAUGACUUGUUUGGGCCUGAUAAUUCCACUGCUGUCCAAUGAAAUGCAAUUCAGGGCAUGUCUUCCAUGGGUAGUUACUCCAUAGUAAUGCACAGGUGUUUUGUGAAGAAAGCAAAGGGAAAGGCGUAAAGUUGUUGGUAUGCACAAUCCAGAUCUGUGGCCAAAGGGCUGAAAUGCGGCCUUCAGUCGUCAGGGCAUUUUGGAGAGGUGUUUUGUCAUAGAUAUGUAGUCUAUAACUGGGAGAAGCAGGAGGGAAAAAAUGAAGAAGCCAAACGUGUCAUACUUGUCAAAAAGAAAAGAAGUGCCAUGUUAAUGUGUUCAUUCAUUUUGUUCAUAUGUUUUUACUCUCUUCCACAAGUUGGACAGUGUUGAUUGUGCUUGAUACCACAGUUUUUUACAGGAAUAUAACCUUUUUUUACAAUCAAAUGCUCUAAAAUGUGGAGCAAAGAGAUGUAACAGUUUGUUCAUUUAUCUAAUUGUCAUGCCCAAAAAAGGGUACUUGGAGAAAAUUCGAAUUGUGUGCUGAGAAGUCAAAUAGCUAAGUUGAGGUUCUUAUA